AUGCCACCAGACUUGAAAAUAUUGGUAGAUGAUGAUUCUGGAUGUGGGGAUCGUUUGACUCCUGAGGUGACAACUGGAAGUUCUGAUGCAAAGAAGGCAAGAAAUACUGGUAAGAACAGACACCUGCCUAGACGCAUUGCAGACAACAAAUUAAUUAUAGCAGCUGUUGUUCUAAUCACAGCUUUGAUCAUUACCAUAAUUGUAUUGGCUGUUAAAACAAAAUCACAUCCAUGUAGUCGUCCCUUUGCAAGCCAAGGUGUUGCCUGCCCAGAUUCCUGGAUUGGAUACCUAGGAAAGUGUUUCUAUGCAUCAAAAGAAGACAGGAAUUGGUCUCUCAGUUUAGAGACGUGUUCUUCGUUUAAUGCAUCUUUGGCUGUGAUUGAUUCUCAGAAGGAAUUGGAUUUUUGGGUAAAAAUUUUCAAACCAUUUCAUUACUGGAUUGGUCUCUCAAGAGAAGUUAACCAGGUCUGGAAGUGGUCCAAUGGCACAGAGUUUAGAAAUCAGUUUCCAGUGCGAGGGGAAGGCUUCUGUGCAUAUCUAAAUGGAAAAGGGGCUGAUAGCACCUUGUGUUCCAUGGAGAAACUUUUUCUCUGCAGCCGGCCAGAAAGUUGUAGGAUACCUGGAUAUCAACCUCAUCCAAAGAAGGAACUCUUGCCUUGA
Messenger RNA from Notechis scutatus (mainland tiger snake), 660 nucleotides. NCBI's taxonomy places the organism in Eukaryota, Metazoa, Chordata, Lepidosauria, Squamata, Elapidae. The record is from RefSeq and is a predicted model, not a curated record.